Messenger RNA from Schistosoma curassoni, 786 nucleotides. Lineage: Eukaryota; Metazoa; Platyhelminthes; Trematoda; Strigeidida; Schistosomatidae. The record is from the annotation of a GenBank genome assembly.
AUGGUUAUUCAAAUGUUAAUACUGUGUAUAAUUUCAAUUCUGUCAUUUGCCUACGCUGAUAUUACUACUACUACUACUACUGCUAAUGCUACUACCAUUACAUUGAAUAAUUCGGUUAAUACUAUACAACCUUAUUUUAGUUGUAAUAUAACUCAACGCGGUUUUCAUCUUCGAUUGCAUUGUGAUUUCCAUGAUUUUUCAAUUAGUUUACUGGAGCAUUGUCAACUUCAUGUACAUUUACCAUCAGGUUUUUUCAUUGAUCCAUAUGAAUUAACUUCCAGUCAACCGAACUUAAAAUUUUCAAUUAGUCAGUCAGAAAUACAACCAAAAUUACAUGAUACCAUUAAACAAUUUGUAAAUUGGUUUACAUAUUCUAAGUUGGAAAAGAAAAAUACCGAUCAUUCCGAUGAAAGUAAACAAUUAAUUAUUCAGAAUAAUUUGGUUGAUAUUGAAGCUCCAGAAUGGCUUGCUAAACCAUUAACAUUCAAAUUUAAUAUUAAUCAACUGGGGAUAAAUCAAUCAAUUAGUUAUUUAGAUUUACCUAUUCAUCUACGAUAUCAUCUCCCAUCAACAAAAACUGAUAACACUAAUGAUGAUUCUAUAUAUAUUACUGAAAUUAAACAUCCUAUACUAAGUUGUCCAAAAUGCAAUAAUGUCAGAAAUAUAAACAGUCAACAGUUUUUCUCUAUCAUUGUUCCUAUACCUUUGUUAUCUUACCUUGUAUUUGUGAUGCCUAUUACAAUUUUACUGCUAAUUAUGGGUAUGAUAUAUCUCUUGAUGGCCUAA